AUAAUCUUAUAAUUCAAAUUUCACGCGUUAUCGACGGCGUGUUUGAGUCGCAGAAGCUUCACUUAACUGCCACUAACACGGAGAGAUGAGAGCGCGUGGUGGGGAUGCCGUGUGGUAGGGAGGCCGUGCGGUGGGGGACACCUAUAAGUGUUGCAGCUCCACGGUAGAUGAGCACAUUCGACUUCAAGAGCGGUGCGGAGCAGUCAAACAUGGAGACCUGUAGCUGCUAUGAUUGCUGUGUGAGGAUGGUGUCGGCGUAUAAUUUGCAGAAUGAAGGGAACGAGGUGCCAUUCCCGACAACACCCCCGGGGUCUCCACCCAGGGAGCAGUAUCUGUGGCAGUGUCCGGAUACACCACCACCCUGGGUGGAACUGGGUUCACCACCUCAGUCACCACUGAGGGAGAUCGCGCACCAGAACCGACCAGAUUCGCCACCAUGGGCGCGGGUAGAGAGACCAGCUGUGUUAACAAGACCUUCUACACCAGAUGUCACGUCACCAUCACCUAGGUUACCGACACCGCUUCCACAGCCCAGGUCACCCUCACCACGACCUGAAGAAAGGGCGCCACCCGGUCCUCGUCGACGACCCGAAGUAAGGGUGCCACCUGGUCCCCGUCGACGACGACGUCACCGCCAACGUGCGGUUACACACAUUGAGAUUAAUAUUAAUAUUAUUUUUAAAUAAAUUUAAUAAAUUUUUCCUUCUUUACAUAAGUGUUAAUUAAUUCUGCGAAUGGGUGUGGGUAAAUGUCAGAAGUGGGGAUGUGUAAAAGUAGGAGUGGGGGUAAAAGUUCUAGUGCGCAUGAGCGAACAAAAUUUUGGGUAUAUAUUCGGGGAUCGCGAGCGAAUUUAGUCAUUCCUUCUUCUGUUCACAGGUGUUCCAGCUGCAGUCUUCCUUGCCAUUUACUAACUGUUUUUGAAAUAUUUAUUGUCUUUUUUUUUAUUUUUAUUGAUAUUUUUUGAUAUUUAUUGUAUUUUUUUGAUAUUUAUUUUAUUUAACUUUUAUAUUUCUUAGGUUAAGUGUGUUCUUUUCUAGGAUAAGCAUUUUUGAUAUUUAUUGUGUUCAUUAUAUUUAUUGUAAUUAUCUUUUGUAUUUCUUAGGUUAAGUGUGUUCUUUUCUAGGUUAAGCAUUUUAGAUUGUAAGUGUGUUUUUCUAGGUUAAGUUUUUUAGCUUGUAAGUGUGUUUCUUGUAAUUUCAAAGAUGAAGCGGAAGGCUACAUCCACCGAUGGACCGCGAAAACAUCCAAACUACAAGACCAUCCUCGAUGAGUGUGACGUCACGAUUCCACUCAUCAAGGAAGCUCUGGAGCUGGUGCCAAUCCUCAGAGACGUCGACUCAAGACGAUCAUU
Messenger RNA from Leptopilina boulardi, 1351 nucleotides. RefSeq lists its product as uncharacterized. The transcript is spliced from 3 exons. Bases 168 to 686 code for a protein of 172 amino acids. The record is from RefSeq and is a predicted model, not a curated record. Lineage: Eukaryota; Metazoa; Arthropoda; Insecta; Hymenoptera; Figitidae.